ACUGCUCGCACUCCAGAUGAUUUGUGAGUCUGCGCGAAAGCGUCUGAACGCUGUGUUUACGUUUGGCUCUUAAAGGGGACGCAACACAAUUCUCCAAAAUGGCCGCUGUGCGGCUCCAAUCUGAAAGGUAGACUUCCUACAGCUUUAAGAAUAAACACGAUGUUUUUAAUUUCUGUAAUAUUGUAUCGGUUAAUUUAAGAAAAGUUUUAGUGUAUCGUGGCUGAACCUGUGUGUGUAGUUUUAGACGAACUAGGCGCAUUAGCAGAAAAGCCCCACUCUUUGGACGAAGGCCUCCCUCCUGCCGUCACCAGUCUGUCUUUUAUUCCUGUUUUCCAGCAAGCAUUCUAGCGUUUUUGCGGCGUUAAAGACGGAAUAAAGUGAUUCACCUGCGAUGGAAUGACGACGGAAUAUAUUAGAAUUGAAAUAAAAGACAAAAAAAAAAAAAAAGCUGGUGAACCACAAGGCCGCAAAUCAGACCUCGGACCCAGGUGCACCUGUCACCCCGAGAAAGAGGCAGGAGGAGCGGGGAGUCAUUCCCUUCACGAACACGGAGCUACUGGAGAGCUCCAAGGUGAAGAAGAUGGAGGAGAUAAAGACUGAAAGUUCGAAUAAUGUUGAGGAAGUGAAGCUGCAAGAAGAAGUGGCGGAAGAUCCUAAAGGUCCAAAGAAGAAAGGGCGCCGGAAAAAAGAUGUUAAAACCCCAAGGCGGCCGACUAAAAGGAAGAAGCCCCCAGUGGAGUACGUUCGCUGCGAAAUCGAAGGAUGUGGCACCGUUCUGGCGAACCGUCGCUACCUAAAGCAUCACAUCAAAUACCAGCACUUGCUUAAAAAGAAGUACGUGUGCCCUCAUCCCUAUUGUGGAACGCUUUUCCGCCUACAAAGGCAGCUAUUUCGCCAUGCCAAGCAACACACAGACCAGAGAGACUACGUCUGCGAGUUCUGUACUCGUGCCUUCAAGAACGCCUACAAUCUGGCUGUGCAUCGCAUGAUCCACACAGGAGAGAAGCCCAUCCAGUGUGACGUCUGUGGCUUCACCUGUCGCCAGAAGGCCUCCCUCAACUGGCACAUGAAGAAGCACGACGGCGACGCCUCCUAUCAGUUCCCCUGCUCCAUUUGCGGCAAGAAGUUUGAGAAGAAGGACUCUGUGGCGGCCCACAAGGCCAAGAGUCACCCGGUGAUGCUGAUAUCCGAAGCGCUCGCAGACAACGCCGGCACCCUCAUCACAAACCCCGCGCCCUCGCCGGAGCUGCCGGGAGAAGCGGUGCAAGUGGAGGUGGCCGGCCUGGAAGCCAACCAAGUGGUUGAGGAUGAAGUCGUGCAGCAGGUGGUGAUCAAGGAAGAAUAUGUGGAAGAGUAAGUGGCUCAGGUAUCCCAGAUGAGUCAUGUGUCCCCAACAAGGUCAGCAGGCAGCUCUGAUGGACCCUCCGUGCCACGCGGGUACCUGUGGACGAGCAGCAGCAGUCUCACCCUCAGCUCCAGACCACCCUCCGGUCCAUUUAGCAGCCCCCACAACUUACCUUCCAUUGCCCCUCAGUGGUGACCCGACACACCUUGAAGGUACAUUACCACUUACAGUGGGACCUCCAUUUACGAACUUGACUGGUUCUCGAACAGGGUUCGUAAAUCGAAAAGUUCGUAUAGUGAAGCACAUUUCUCCCAAAGGAACAAUGUAGAUAUGAAUAUUGUGUUCCAGCCUCGACAAAAGUUCAUGUUUUAGUGAAGGUUUGUACACUUUGAACACAAUACAAAGUGCUACACAGUACUGUAUAUCAAACAUAACAAGGAGGUGAUGGAGAAACUUUCUAUUUAUUAACAACAAGCUGCUGUCUUCUGUAUGCACUGCUCUGCCAACAAGCGCGCACACACAAAAGUCCCUUUGGCGCCCUCACAAAUGAUCAGAAAUGGCAAAAAUUAUUAACUAGAACCAUCAUAGUCUGACUGUCAGGUUCAAACACUGAUGACAUCUAUUAAACAAGACAAGAAGCAAAGAAUCAAACAGAGACAGAAUUAAAUUUGGACUCAAUUUUGAGGAGAGACGCGGCCACUGUACUCUCUGCACAGUCUUGCACCACGCUCUGCCCAAAGAUUGCACUCCUUUAUUUGACUUUCUCCCCCCACCUGACCACAGCUGCUUCCAGAGGGAAGUGGGUCGUAAACAGCCUUGCCUUUGGUUACCAAACAGUUCAAAAGGAGAGGUCGUAAAAUAGUUCAAAAAGAGUUCCAUAAAAUAGUUAAAAAAUGGUUCGUAAAAUACUUCAAAAAAAGUUUGUCUGGAAAUUGGGCAGAUCCUGCCAUCUGUCCGCUUUGAAGUCCCAGUGGAGUUUUACGAGCCUUCCUCCUGGUAGGCCCCCCAAGACAGCUCCCGUCCCCCGGCCAGGAACUCGAUGUAAUACAAAGCUUUUGUGAUAAUUUAGAAACAAUUAUUCUAACAUUGACAAUAAUAAACAUUUAAACAAGUUAAAUCCACUAGCAUAAACAUCGGCAUAGGAGGAGCUGACAAGAAAGGAGGGACCGUUGGGGGCGGGGCCUUGAGUGUGUGUGCGUGCCUACGCUGUGAAAUAAGUCUACUUAGGCAUCUUUUGUUCCAUAAAAUUGUGGUUUCAUCAGAUUUAAAACUUGCUGUAGUACAAAGCCUGCUUUGUCGAUUGUUCCAUACUUCUGAGUGCCAUUAAUGCAAUGUAGUCCUCCACGGCGAGUCAAUCAAUCAAUCAAUGUUUAUUUAUAUAGCCCUAAAUCACAAGUGUCUCAAAGGGCUGAGUCCCGACUUCUUUCCAUGUUGGUCUGUCUUUUUGGGAUUCAUAUUGAGUUAGUAAGAUGGACAAGAGAUCAAAAGGGGGGAAAAACACAGAAAAGACGGACGCUAAAGUGCUGAGAAGUGACUACCCUAUUUUCCGGACUAUAGAGCGCACCCACUAAAUUUGAACAGAAUAACACGCAGAUACUGUAUAUUCAUUGUGAAAUGAGUCAUUUAUACAGAAAUAUUUUUUAAAUGUUUAUCUACAUACCUCAAUUGUUUCCAAACGGCGUGUGUAACACGGCAGUAAAACAGAUGAUCAAACAAAACAGAAGUCAUGGUCACGGACACGCUAGCUGCGGAAGCUAGCUUUUCAAUCAGCGAAAUGGACUCAAUAACUAAUUUUGGUGAAUUUACUGAGGAAUUUGUGAAACUGAAACAAUACAAACAGAUGCCAUUGUAAGUUGAUAAUAUUAACACAGACACUCGUAAGGGUGUUGGAAUAUUAGCUAAUGCUAACAAUGCUAGCAUCAUCACAUUACAAUAGCAUGUACAAAUAUGCAUGAAAACACUCCUACAGACAUCACACGUGGGACGGUUUAGUAAGUAAGAAUUGUUGUAGUUAAAUUGUAAAACUUACAAACGUUACUUGGAGUGAUGACUGAAGAAUCCGUACGAGUAAAAACGCUAUGGACAACUAGAAGAUGCACUUCUACUUCCGGUUGAAACCUUUAAACAGCAGGAAACACUGCAAAGGUACACCCAGCAGCACCUGCAGUGAGCAAACUCGUCCAAAAGAUGGCGCCAUAGCACGAACAACACACCUUUUCAGUGUCUUUGCACGUGUUUUAUGAAAACUUUUUGCAUUUUGGCUGUCAGAGAAAAGAAAUUCCCCAAAUUUAUAAGCCGCGGGGUUCAAAAAAUCAUUGCUUAUAGUCGGGAAUUUCAGGUAGUAAGUAGUGUACGGUGCUGCAAGUGGCGUGGAGGGCUGCGCUUCCCCAAAAAUGGCGCCUGCAGGCCAAAAUGAAGCGUUGGUACACAGCGACAUGGUUCACACAUAUUUGGCUCCAUGUAAAAGUUCAUAAAUCAAGAAGUUGGCAAAUAGGUUGGUUUGUAAAUCGAAAUUCUCUGAAUUUAACAUUCCUUUUUUUUGAGGCUUGCUUUUCAUUUUUAGAGUGAAUAGUGGGAGGAAGCUACUGGCAAGAGAGGACAACACUGAAGCUAAACUGUUUUGCACAUUACUAAGGAACCUUGCAUGCGUUGAGUAUUUCAGCAGUCGUGUUGUUUGGAUGUACUUAUUACUUGUUUCAGUGUCACCACUUUGUCUUUUUCCACCAAGAAAUGUCUAGUUCUCUUCUUUCGACAGAUUCCUUGUGGAAGGAAGUAUGUUGGAAGGAACACAUCUUACUUACAUUCUCAUCUGUUAUUGAUGUCAACUUACUGGACUGAAGACGCCGCAGUAAGUUCAUCCCCCGUCCUAAGUAUGGUGACCUUUACCCUUCUCUUCUCCAUCACUGAUACACUCAAAAGACAAUUUAUCGGAUUUAAUCUUUGUUAUCAGUUCUCUGCCAACUGUGGAGUAAGAGCUAGUUUGUUGCGGACCUGCCGCUACCUCAUUUGGUCGCUAUGUGAUGGACCAGACUCGUGCAUUGUCUACUUUUGAAGAAAACAUUUUAUACUUCUCCAGUUUGGUUAUUUAUCUACAAAAUAAGGCGUAGAGGAGGGGUGUCCAAACUUUUUGAUUUGCAGCCGCAUUGGGAUAAAAACAAUUGGUCGAGGGCUGAAAGCCAA
Molecule: messenger RNA, 4525 nt
Organism: Entelurus aequoreus (snake pipefish)
Lineage: Eukaryota; Metazoa; Chordata; Actinopteri; Syngnathiformes; Syngnathidae
Product: E3 ubiquitin-protein ligase ZFP91-like
Exons: 6
Coding region: 581-1357 (258 amino acids)
Biological process (GO): regulation of transcription by RNA polymerase II
Cellular component (GO): nucleus
Molecular function (GO): transcription coregulator activity
Source: RefSeq, a predicted model, not a curated record